AUGGAAGUUGCUCCGAAAAUGUUAAAAAGUGAAUUGCACAGUGAAGAACUCAACCAAAUAUCUAGUAAACCAGUGAAAAGACCUUUUGACGUGGCUUUUUUGAUGUUACCAGACGAAAAACUCCUGCAGAAACAGAAACUACAUAAAAAUUUCGAAAAUUGUUGUAGUAGUACGGAAGAAGAUGAAGAAAUCGACGUUAUAGAAACGCCUCGUGAGUAUAAAAAGUUGUUUACGCAAAAACAACAAAUUUUCGACGAUCCCAAUUUGGUUAAAACGAAAUACGCAGACGAACUUCGAUCGAAAACUUUAUCAACUUCCAACGAUCAAAAAAGCGCGUUCACUAAAGUUAAUUUAUUCAAAGAAUCCUCCAGACUUUCUCCAAGUUUAAGCACAUCUCCGGAUAUAAGUUACCAAAGCUCUUUGAGUCCAUCGCCUCCUAUAAUCAAUAAAACCUACCAAAAUUUCACAACGAUAUUAUCACCUAAUCAAAUAUUCAAAAACCAACAAGCGGCAUAUCAAAAUCAAUUUCUACAAGAAAGUUUCCCCACAACCGGCGCCACCAAUUUAGAAAACAACUUUUUCAAAUCGCAACCCGACCUAAUCCAACCCAAUUACGCCAAAAUCAGACCGAUAUAUAGACCAGAUCUACCCUACAGUUAUCCGCAGUUUCCCAAUCCGGAAAUGUUGAAGAUGACACCGCCGGAUAUAAGAAGCCCCGCCGCUGCUAUUCUAACCUCACUUCUACCGCCGUCUUUAGCCGCGCUAAGUUUACCGGCUCAAAAUAUUUGUGCCAAAUGUAACAUCUCAUUCAGAAUGACUUCGGAUUUGGUGUACCACAUGAGAUCCCAUCACAAGAGCGAAGCUGCCGAAAGCACGAGGAAAAAACGCGAAGAUAAAUUAAAAUGUCCCGUUUGCGCAGAAUCCUUUAGGGAAAGACAUCAUUUAACUAGACAUAUGACAGCUCAUCAAGAUAAAGCCGAAGAUGAAACGAAAGAUAAUAAUUGUGUAAAGAAAGGUUUUUAAAAAAAAAUUGUUUUCUAACUAAUCAUUCCGACGAUAUUUUUCUAAAUUCCAAUUUUUUUGUAAUUGAAAUCGUUCAAAUUUCAAAAAAAAUUGUUAUACAAGUGAAAAUUACAUUUUUUUAUAUCAUUAUGCUCCUUAGAUCUAUAAAUAAAAUUUUGUGUUGCUUGGCCUACAUGAGAAAUAACUUUUAUUCUCGAAAUUACCAUUAAUUUUCAUUUUAAAACAUUUUUUGACGAACCCAAUUGUGAAAAAGCGUACUUGUCGGAAUUUGUUUUCUCGCUGUACAAUUUUAAAUUGUAGAUAUGCUGUAAAUAUAUAAGAAAAAUGAAUAAAAUGUAUGUAUGUACUUUUUCGGAAGUAGAUAAAUGUUUAUAACGUUGUUAUAAUUAUUAGAAUUAAUGUUACUAGACAGUAUAAGCGGUCAAACGUGUAUGUUAAAGCAAUAUACACUGAAAAAACUGUUCACGAACGUAAUAUUAUCGAUGAUGUACAAUAAUUCUUUUCAUUUCAAAAAAUUACUUUAAAAAACUGUAUAAAGUCUGUUUAGAACGAAUUUAGAGAAUAA
Diorhabda carinulata is the source of this 1588-nucleotide messenger RNA. RefSeq lists its product as uncharacterized. Gene Ontology annotation, cellular component: nucleus. The transcript has a single exon. The coding region runs from base 1 to 1023 and encodes 340 amino acids. Gene Ontology annotation, biological process: regulation of DNA-templated transcription. NCBI's taxonomy places the organism in Eukaryota, Metazoa, Arthropoda, Insecta, Coleoptera, Chrysomelidae. The record is from RefSeq and is a predicted model, not a curated record.